UAUAAGAUAUGGCAUUGCCAAAGCUCAUCUUUCAUUCCCACUCAAAAACGAUUCCUUGCUAAGGUCCUACUUUCUAUUGAUCUAAUCAUCUGCCAAGAUCAGCACUUUCAGUUGUGUGUGCUAAAUGGCUAAUCAACAGUUAAAGCCCGUUGCAGGUGGCCUACUAUUUCUCAACUUGUGUAUGUACAUCAUCGUAUGCGCCAUUGGAGGGUGGGCCAUCAACAACGCAAUCGAUCAUGGUUUCAUCAUCGGCCCGGGGCUUACACUUCCAGCCCAUUUUUCGCCAAUUUUCUUUCCUAUGGGAAAUGCGGCCACUGGAUUCUUCAUAUUGUUUGCGUUGAUCGCUGGAGUGGUGGGGGCCGCUUCGGCCAUCUCUGGAUUAAACCACUACCGAUCAUGGAACACCAAUAGCUUGCCAUCAGCAGCAUCAUCGGCUAUAAUUGCAUGGACUCUAACUCUCCUCGCAAUGGGUUUGGCAUGCAAGGAAAUUCAAUUGGAAAUUAGGAAUGCACGUCUGAGGACGAUGGAGGCGUUCUUGAUUAUUCUCUCGGCGACGCAGUUCAUAUACAUUCUGGCUAUUCAUGGGGCGUGGUAACCGCGAAGAUGAGAUAAAUUGGAAUAGUAUUUUGGAAAGUGGGAGGUAUUCAUAUGCGUCUGGAUUUUCAGUCUGUUGUGGAUUUAUGAAUGCAUGGGUUGGUUCUUGUGUAGCAUUUUAUUUGGAUUUAUGUGGUUUGUUUUAUUGGAUUUUUUUGUUCAAUGUAAUAAAUGUAAUUAUUUAUCAAUUUAAUGCGUGAUUUUAUUGCA
Magnolia sinica is the source of this 804-nucleotide messenger RNA. Its product is annotated as membrane protein PM19L. The coding region runs from base 125 to 595 and encodes 156 amino acids. NCBI's taxonomy places the organism in Eukaryota, Viridiplantae, Streptophyta, Magnoliopsida, Magnoliales, Magnoliaceae. The transcript has 4 exons. The record is from RefSeq and is a predicted model, not a curated record.